This is a messenger RNA of Suillus plorans, 285 nucleotides long. RefSeq lists its product as uncharacterized. The annotation marks the transcript as partial. Lineage: Eukaryota; Fungi; Basidiomycota; Agaricomycetes; Boletales; Suillaceae. The transcript is spliced from 2 exons. The record is from RefSeq and is a predicted model, not a curated record.
GGUUCCAUUUAUUCCUUGGUACUUAUCGCUGGUCUGGGCCUCAGGGUUGCUGUUGUGUCCAUGGUAGGGACUGUGCACUUGAAUCCAGCAAAUAUGCUACAUUUGCCACCACAAAAUUCUCCUCAAAGAAAUCUCAUUAUGGAAUACAUAGCACCCACGAUCACACACAUGCAUCUAAUGCACCCCAUCACUUUGGACACAAUGUUCUCUCCUGCACUUAUUGCUAGAUUCACAGUGUCAAAGUCAGUUGACUGUACAGAUCUCUCAGUGUCUGAUUGUUUCUUG